Messenger RNA from Chiloscyllium plagiosum (whitespotted bambooshark), 1475 nucleotides. Lineage: Eukaryota; Metazoa; Chordata; Chondrichthyes; Orectolobiformes; Hemiscylliidae. The record is from RefSeq and is a predicted model, not a curated record.
AAAAAUGAAAAGAAUAGUUGGUGGGUAUUUGAAGGAAAACCAGGUUACUUGCUGUGUAGCCAACAAUUACAAUUGACAAGCGUUUAAAUGAAAUAAAAUGUAAACCCUCCCUUCCUCUUCAUCGUAGAAGGAAAGAAAUUCAUAAAACAGAAGAUUAACUGGAAUGUGCGCGGGUAAAACUCUUCCGUCUCUGUUUCCAAGUGGAUAGGAACGAAUCCUCUCCGCUGCCAUAGUAACGGGGGAUUUAUCAUGGUGUGAGACACGGAGGAACUGCAGGGUUGAGGUAGGCGGGAGGGAAGAAAAGAGAAGUUAAGUUUACAGAAGAAUGGCGAGCAGGCGGAUUACUCAGGAGACUUUUGAUUCUGUGGUGCAAGAAAAUAUAACUGAGUUUCAAAUGGACCCAGAAGAGGCUCUGAGUGAAGCGAUACAACAGUUUGAGUCACAAGGUGUUGAUCUCAUCAAUAUAGUGAAGGCUGUCCGGAAUUCAACUACAGAAGCCAGUGGUCAGAAGCACAUUGUUCUGCAGGCCCUUGAUGAGCUUCGUAGCGCCCUGGAUCUCAUGGCUGUGGAUGAAAUGGGGGAUCACCUGACUAACUUCAGUGAGCAAUGCAGCCUCGACUUUGCUCACCGUCAUCUGGCAGCCGAAAAGUCGGCCUAUCCCACAGUCCUUUCUUCCUGUAAACAGCUGAUGUCAAAUGUACCCUAUCUGCUGAAGGGAAUCCAGGCCUUGGGCAAUCUGUUGGACGGUCAACCGGAUCUCCUCGACCAGGAGGGCCAACAGCUCCUCCUGGAGAUCUUGCGGCAGCACCGGGACCAUGCAGCCCUGAACGCAAUGACCAUUCGCACCAUCCGUCACAGCUGUCUGAAACAUGAGCAGAACCGCCAAGACCUGGUGCAACUUGGGGUCUUGGCAUUGCUGACUGGUGCUAUUGUGAACCAUGGUAAUCAGGCAGAUGUGAUCAGAGAGGCGGGGAGAGCCCUGAGGGUCAUGACCUAUGAUGACGAUAUCAGAGUGCCCUUUGGGCGUGCUCACGAUCACGCCAAACUGAUAGUUAUGGAGAACGAUGGACUUCGGAUAAUCAUUGAAGCCGCAAAAGGUAGGGGACAGAACUGUGUUGGGGAGCUCUAUCCUAAUGUGGUAAUAUUGUUGAUGACAUGCAAAAGUUGAAAGAUUAUAACCAUCAGCAAAGGUUGAACUGACUGGGGCUUUUUUCCCAAAGAAAGCAAAGUUUGAGUGGUGGCCUCAUACAAGUCUUUAAAAUAAUGGAAGGAGAUUAUGGGAUAAGAUCAUGAUAGGUUGUUUCCAGUUGUUGGGGAGACCAGAAUUGGGGUACUGUAAUUAAAUCCAAUCAGAACUUUGGGAGAAAAGUCUUUAUCUAGAGAGUGGUAAGGUUGGGGAACUUAUACAGUCAUAAUGUCAUAGAGAUGUACAGCAUGGAAACAGACCCUUCGGUCCAACCCAUCCAUGCCGACCA